This is a messenger RNA of Rhipicephalus sanguineus (brown dog tick), 1513 nucleotides long. RefSeq names its product MAP kinase-activated protein kinase 2 (gene MAPk-Ak2). NCBI's taxonomy places the organism in Eukaryota, Metazoa, Arthropoda, Arachnida, Ixodida, Ixodidae. Gene Ontology annotation, molecular function: calcium/calmodulin-dependent protein kinase activity; calmodulin binding; ATP binding. The coding region runs from base 75 to 1328 and encodes 417 amino acids. Gene Ontology annotation, cellular component: cytoplasm; nucleus. The record is from RefSeq and is a predicted model, not a curated record. Gene Ontology annotation, biological process: peptidyl-serine phosphorylation; intracellular signal transduction; protein autophosphorylation. The transcript has 10 exons.
UUUCUGUUCUCUAAAGUUUGUUUGAGCCGCGAGGAGCAGCCGACCCUGCAGUGCCUGCAGCGUCGUGUAGUUGUAUGGAGUUGGGCGAGUGGCCUUUGCUCGAAACCGGCUGCCACUUUGUACCCGAACAGCAGCGCAAUCCCCUGUGCAGUUUGUGUCCGCAGGCGCUGGACGAGCGCAACGCGGCCAAUGUCAUCGCACUUCUGAGGCGAGUGGUCUUCUACCUACACGCCCUGCUCAGCACCGUGCUCGAAAACGUCGCUACCAUGAACGAUUUCGCCAAGUUGGGCAACGCGCGACCGCCGCUGCAACCAAAGUCGACGCCAAUUACGCAGGAUUACUCCAUCUCGGACCGUGUGCUUGGACUCGGCAUUAAUGGCAAAGUUGUCGAGUGCUGCGACAAGGCCAAAGGUACCAAGUUCGCCCUCAAAGUUCUUAGGGACAAUGUGAAGGCACGCCGAGAAGUGGACCUGCACUGGCGAGCCAGCAACUGCAAGCAUAUUGUGAACCUCGUGGAUGUCUACGAAAAUGUUUAUGGUGGCAACCGGUGUCUUCUAGUUGUCAUGGAGUGCAUGGAAGGAGGAGAGUUGUUCCAAAGGAUUCAAGAACGAGCUGAGGGUGCCUUCACGGAACGAGAGGCCGCGGAGAUCAUUCGAGACAUCUGCAAAGCUGUCGCCCAUCUUCAUCGCAUGGACAUUGCUCACAGGGACUUGAAGCCGGAGAACCUGCUCUACUCCAAGCCUGAUGACAGUGCAGUCCUUAAACUAACAGACUUUGGCUUUGCCAAGGAAACUACGCAUUUCAACACUUUACAAACACCGUGCUACACACCAUAUUAUGUCGCUCCCGAGGUUUUAGGUCCUGAACGGUAUGACAAGUCCUGUGACAUGUGGUCCCUAGGAGUCAUCAUGUACAUACUGCUGUGUGGGUUCCCACCAUUCUACAGCAACCACGGCCUGGCCAUUUCUCCUGGCAUGAAGAAGCGCAUCCGGGCUGGCCAGUACGACUUUCCCAACCCGGAGUGGAAGAACGUGUCACAGGACGCAAAGGACCUGAUCAAGGGCUUGCUGCGAACCGAUCCCACCCAGCGGCUCAGUAUUGAAGAAGUUCUGGCCAACAAGUGGAUUGCGAAGUACACGGAGGUACCCCAGACGCCCUUGUACUCGGUGCGAGUGCUUCGGGAGGAAGGAGACCAGUGGCCUGAAGUGCAAGAGGAAAUGACACAAGCCCUGGCCACCAUGCGGGUUGACUACGACACGGUGCAGCUCAAGCAGCUGGCUGACACCAACAACCGGCUGCUCAGCAAGCGGCGACAGCAGCAAAACUGAGGCUGCUCUCACCAGGCACAUGAUGUGCGGUUUUACUGUCGCAAAUCUGCUUAUCAUGUUUGGUUACCAAAGUUUUUAGGGUUUAAGUAAUUUUCGGUCUUAUAAGACCAGGAAACCAAGUGCCUGACUGUUGGGGUGUGUUGUAUUUUAUGCAGAUAAAUUUCCUCUUUUACACAGCCCAGAAA